AUAACCAAACACACCCAGGAAGUGGCGGUAAUACGCCAGAGCAAAACAACAGUGGCUCGAGGCAGCAGCGCACAUUGUGUCGGAGAACCGUCGACGAGCACGCAGUUGAUAUUGUUUCCAGUCGCACUGAAGCUCAGCCGUGGUCGUGCCGCCAUGUUUUCUUCCCCCUCCAGGAACCGGGCGCUGAGCGCCGCGGCUGCGUUCGCCGCCGUCGUGCUGUGCGUUAGCUUGGUGAGGCCGGCCGAGUGCCAGACCCCGUCCCCAGGAACGCCCUGCUCUGCCUACAAAAGCUGUGACACCUGCGUUCCCCACGCCAAGUGUCUGUGGUGCUUUGCCACCAACAACUGCACAGCAUACCCGGUGACCUGGUUACUGCCUCCUCCGUCGCUGUGUCAGCUGUCCCAGGCUCGAUGGGGAGUGUGCUGGUUGAACUUCGAAGCCCUCAUCAUUACUCUGGCUGUGCUGGGUGGACUCAUCCUCACAAGCAUCGUUGUGUGCUGCUGCUGCUGUUGCUGCAAGAAGCGUCAGUCAGGGCCUGACAGAGAUGAAGAGAGAUAUUCCAGGAGGAGAGACGAGAUCAGGCAACGUGCUGACGAGCGGAAGGUGGAAAGAAAAGCUCGGCACGAUGAGAUCCGCAGAAAGUAUGGUCUGAUGGGUGACUCAGACCACCCGUACAGCAAGUUUGAGAAUGAGUAAAGCAGCUGCGCUGGAGAUAAGCAGGUCCACAACAUUAACAGCGACACACACUCUAAGGAUUGUUGUCGUCUUCCAGACCCGACCGACAUGGACGUUUCUCACUUUUCAGAUAACGAACCUGAUUUAAAAAAAAAUCUGAAUUUACUUUAUUCUACCUUUUGUUAGAAAAGAGAAUGCAGUGCUUUGUGUUGGACACAUGUUAAAUUGCAGCUUAUUUCCUGUUCAGAACUUUCCACAUGAGUUAAUGUCUUUUUGGAUAUUGUAAUUUCAUAUCUUUGUCUUUGCACUUUGUAUAUAUACUGUUAAAUUAGAAAAUACACGAUAAGAGAUGCUCUCACAAAAAUAAAAUAUUCUUUUAACAAUAA
This is a messenger RNA of Betta splendens (Siamese fighting fish), 1061 nucleotides long. Its product is annotated as pituitary tumor-transforming gene 1 protein-interacting protein. Gene Ontology annotation, cellular component: cytoplasm; nucleus. Lineage: Eukaryota; Metazoa; Chordata; Actinopteri; Anabantiformes; Osphronemidae. Gene Ontology annotation, biological process: protein import into nucleus. The record is from RefSeq and is a predicted model, not a curated record. The transcript is spliced from 7 exons. The coding region runs from base 154 to 696 and encodes 180 amino acids.